Eleginops maclovinus (Patagonian blennie) is the source of this 2352-nucleotide messenger RNA. RefSeq names its product tectonic family member 2 (gene tctn2). Lineage: Eukaryota; Metazoa; Chordata; Actinopteri; Perciformes; Eleginopidae. Bases 47 to 2200 code for a protein of 717 amino acids. Gene Ontology annotation, cellular component: MKS complex. The transcript is spliced from 18 exons. The record is from RefSeq and is a predicted model, not a curated record. Gene Ontology annotation, biological process: smoothened signaling pathway; cilium assembly; protein localization to ciliary transition zone.
ACUAACCGUUUACAAAUAUGUCUGUUUAUAAUCUGAAGUAAACCAAAUGGCUAACGUGUUUGAUUUAUGCUUCUCCCGUGUAUCCAUUUCAUGCCAGGUCAUAUAUGUUAUACUAUUCAUGUCCUUGGUGCAACCUCAAAACAUUGUUGUUUUCAAGCCGUCAUAUCUCACGGCAACUGGACCCAUGGUCACUUCACUGUUGCUGGGAAAUGCAUCUGACAUCUCUCUGAAUCUGAGGACGGUAUCUCCAUCUAAUACGACAGGAAGCAUUGGCUCUCCAUCAUGUGUAGCUGAAGAGACACAAUGGGUGCUCACAAGGGAGCAGGUGGGGAAGACUGCAGUUCAGGUUCAGCUAAGACUGGAUAAAACUCUGCGUUUGUGUGGUGAGAAUGAGACGGAUACAGACUGCUGUCCAAAGCCACUGUGUGUUUUGGAGACCCUUCAGGUGUCUGCCUGUGUGGGCGGCACACCUCAGGCAUCACUGCUGAUCCAGGCCAAGAUAUACGCCCUGUUGCUUCCUGCUAAUCCUGGCUCUGAGAAUAAAACUGUCAUUCCAAACCAAGUGUACGAACCACUGGGCUCUUGCCCCUGUGACCUCACAUUGGGAGCAUGUGAUGUGCGCUGCUGCUGUGACACGGACUGUUCCUCUGAAGAUUUGAAGCUGUUUGUGUCCCAUUGUCUCCCAGGGCCCUUUGGUGGCCAGGUCUCUCCUGCUUCAGAUUAUCAGUGCUCUGUGCAAUCCUCAAAUAAUUCCCCAGAUUGGUUUCCAUUUUUGUGUGUCAAUUCUCCACCUGAAAACAACCCUUACCUCGGGCUCUUUUACCAGGGAUACACAAUCACACCUGAACCUGGCCCAUCCUUCCAAAGCCCUGUUUCGCCUGCUCCAGUGCCAGUCAAUGUUUAUAUUCAAGGAAGUCCCAUUUUCACAUUAAAUGACCAGUACUUCACUAUUCCUCAGAAGCUGCUCGGGCAGUGUGUUAACAAUGCACCUGUAGCAUUUUUGAAGAAUUUUGAGGUGAAUUGUGUAACUCUUCUACGUUCAUGUCCAACUGGAUCUCCCUUACAGACUGUACCAACAGAUUUGAGUAUUAAAGUAAAGAAUGGACUGGGAGGGGAUGUUUUAGUGGAUGUAAUUGACAAAGUUGCCUUUGACUUGAGUCAGUUUAUUUCAAGCACUGAUGCCUCCUCAGAUGAGGGACUGGUAUGUGACAACGUGACCUUGGCGCUGGAUUACACAUUGUACUGGGAAGGAAAUGGCCUCACAAGUAUCACAGUGACUCACACUGUUGGGACCAUCACUUUAAAUAGUAGUGUGGCGUUAACUACAAGGUAUUCUGCCGUGUUUUUAAAUGGAGAAUCAAUGGUUGAAACCAACUCAGGGAACCCAGGUUAUCAGGUGGGAAGGCCUGUUAUCGCUGGAAUUGUGGACACUUUGGACAAUAAUACCAGCUUUGUACAGAGGGUGUCAGUCAGUCUCUGGAAACCAGUGAGUGAUGGGCUCUGUUUCUCUGCUGAGAUGAAACCAAUUCUAUUUGGGGAGAAUUCAACCUCAGGAUGUCUGCUCCCUGUCAGCAGACACAAUCUGACUCAGUGUGAUCUCCUGAGAGAGACUGUAACAUCUCUCCAGAAUGCUCUGAUGACAGCCACAUAUGUGGCAAAGAGUGGAAACCCAGAUCUUCUAACUAUGACAGACUGGGUGAACAUUAGCUUUUUGAUACAAAACUCUAGCACAACUAUGGAGGACGGUCCAAGUUCAUGCUAUGGGGUUCCAUCCCACCAGCAUAUCCAUGUUUGGAGUCUUAUCACAGGCAUGGUAGAAGGCGUACCUCAGAGGGAUAUCCGUGCUUUGCAAGUCAGCUACAGCAUGUCCCCCUGGACACUGGAUUGUGGAGGGGGGGAUGUGUCUCCAUGUGUGGACCCAACGGAGACUCAGUUGUUCCCCGUCACCUCCUCAGUCACCUUUACUGACAUUCCUGUGAACACAGGACCACCGAAAACCAGGUUUCAGAUAAACUUCACUGAGUAUGACUGUAACCGGAAUGAUGUGUGUUGGCCUGAGCUCGCCUUCCCCAUCACCAAGUAUUACACAGGUGAGCCAUAUUCCCAGUCUCUGGCAAAGGGCCUUAUUUUGGUUUUCUUCUUCAUCACUGCUUCAAUACUUGGGACUCCAUGGAGACAAAUCAGACAAGCAUGGAAAUAGUGCCGCCCUAAAAUUGUGUGAAGAAACAAAGACCUUUUAACAUUAGACGGAGCUUUUAAUGAUAUUCUUUUACAUGUUUUUGAUAUUUUUCUGGGAAUGUAAAUAAUUGUAUUGGUGCACUAUCUUGUAAUAAAUAUAUAUUUUUUACUGCU